AUAUCUCGGAUCAGAACGAAUAUGUUAUUGAUAUUGAACAAACAAAACGGGACCAGCUGAAUAAAAUAAAAGUCAGAGAUUUGUUCCGAAGCAAACACUCAACAAUUCCAAAAAAAUUUCGUGGAAAAGCGGCUUAUUAUCUUUACAUCUUUCAUGCUAUCGAAUACAUAUUCAUCUCUUUAUACAUAGACUGGACCGUGAUCCUUAGACAUCCCAUCAACUUUCUUAAAAUAAUAACUUUUUUAACAAUAUCGGCUGUUUUCUUGUUUAUAUAUGGCUUGAUUCCGUCGCUUAGGGAAAAAGAAAUUAAAGAUAUUAUGAAAAAAUGGACCAUUGAAUUAUCAAAUCAAAAAAUAGCAGCCGAAGACAAUAAUUUAAGAAACGAGAUUAAGUCUGGGAUAAUAGUAUUGGGCCAAUCAGAGAUUGACAAAAAUGAUGAUGAUGACGUCAGAAAGCUUAGAAAACUCAAGGCACUUCUUUUUUUAUCCUCUUUAGUGUAUGUACGCAAUGGGCAAGACAUAUCAAAGAUUCACGAUUGUGUUCAUGAAAUAAAAAAAAACUAUAAAGAAACAAGCUCAUUGAAUAAGAGGAAGAAGAUCCUCGAACAUGCACUAGAUAAACUAAACGAAAUAAUAAGGGAAGCAAAUGGUGAUGGUGAAAGGGCUACUGAGAUCGGAUUUGAAGAAGUGGAAAGAUUAAUUUCUAUAAUAAUAAACAGAAACGAUGAAUUUAUAAAAAAUCAAGUAAAAAAUUUAGAAUUAGGUGAUCUUGAAUUUACUUCUGUCUCAGAGUUGAAUACUGAUGAUGGAGGCUCAUUUUGCGGAAUAUUUUGGUCUAAAGAGAAAAAUUUUAUCGUGGUGGUUUUCAAAGGAACCACCCCAUCAAACAUUGGUGAAUGGAUGAAAAAUCUUAUGUUUCAAUGUGUCGAUGCAAGAGUUCAUCUUUUAGGACAGGUUCAUAGAGGAUUCUACGAAUACCUGUUUGCAGAAAGUGAGGCCGAUCGAGAUUUUCC
This is a messenger RNA of Acaulospora morrowiae, 1012 nucleotides long. NCBI's taxonomy places the organism in Eukaryota, Fungi, Glomeromycota, Glomeromycetes, Diversisporales, Acaulosporaceae. The record is from the annotation of a GenBank genome assembly.